Messenger RNA from Saccostrea cuccullata (small rock oyster), 315 nucleotides. Its product is annotated as recQ-like DNA helicase BLM. Gene Ontology annotation, biological process: DNA replication; DNA repair. The record is from RefSeq and is a predicted model, not a curated record. Bases 1 to 315 code for a protein of 104 amino acids. The transcript is spliced from 3 exons. NCBI's taxonomy places the organism in Eukaryota, Metazoa, Mollusca, Bivalvia, Ostreida, Ostreidae. Gene Ontology annotation, molecular function: 3'-5' DNA helicase activity.
AUGUGUUUUAGAGCCAAGACUGGUAAAAUUGCUGAUGCUGGUCAUGACAGGAUACCCCUUCAUGGUCGUGGUGAAAAUUACAGCAGGGCUGAUGCUGAAAGACUGCUGAGAAAAUUAGUUAUCGAAGCCAUUUUACAGGAGGACUUAAAAAUUACUGCCGCAGACACCACAGCUUGUUAUAUCAGGCUCGGACCUAAAGCCAAUGACGUGAUGAUGGGAAAACGCAAGGUGGAGUUACAGGUACAGGGCAGUAGGAAGGAAGUGGCUAAGAUCGGUAAAGAACCGGUCAGUAAACGGGAGAACGUUAAGCCAUGA